CGAAAGAAGCGGAUUGAUUUCCUCUACUAUGGAUGGGAAUAUCUACGAUCAGUUUGGGGAGGCCAUUGACAGAAGGCUUGGAGGAGUGAGAGUUGAAGCACAACGAAGAGCGGCAGCGGGACCACCGCCCCCUGCCAUGUUCAGGCUAUGGCAGGAGAAGGAGGAACCACCGUUUGGGGUGGAAGAAGAGGGAAGCGAUGAGGAAGUGACUCAAGGGCUGCGAGGAGGAAGUGCGACGGAAGAGACCAUAAUCAUUGAGUCAGAUAACGAGGAUGAGGAAGAAAAAACGGAGCCUCCGUCCGUCUUAUUUGAGAAGAUGAAGGACUUGCUGGAUAAGAUGGGGAGGUACCAACAGAAGUUGGUGGGCCUCUGUAAAGAAGUGAAAGGAUGGAAGUAUAACAUCCCCACAGUAUUCCUCUUUGACUCCGGCCCGGAGUCAGCGCCUAGGCGACCCGGAGUAAAUAUGGUGGGGUCGUGCCCUCAACCAGGAAUAAGGGGGAGACCCCUCACUCCGCAAGCCCGGCUGGCACAGGCAGCGCGAACGAGGAAUCAAGCCAAGGCCAGUACCAGCCAAGAGCCUCCAAGGGGGGAACACGAACCAGGGAGAAGGAAGGAGGCUGUGGAAGUAGAGGACGACGAUGAUGAAGAGGAAGAGGACGAAGGCUGCGCAGAGAAGAGGAUCAGAGAGCGGAGUAGCGGGCAAGGAAAAAGGGAGCCAGGGGAGAGGUCUGACUUUACGAAGACAGCCAUGCCAAGAGGAGGGAAGGGGACACGGCCGCCUCAGAGGCCGUUGGGCGCAUCAGGAGGAUAUGAGCGGCAUGAGCCUCGCCAACGAGAAAGUACUCUAGUCUACAAUGAUGGGGACAUCGAGCUAUUCCUGGACAGUUUCUGGGAGCAUGCGAGGCGUAUGGGCUGGACCGUCACUCAGGCGAUUGAGAGAUUAAGGGGAGCAGGUAGGUUCGAAGAGCCCAUUGCCAGGAUUCGUAGGGAGGCGACGACGAGGCAGGAGGUGGAGAUGAAGAUGGAGGAGUUGCGACCCUCGCCUGUGGGACCUUAUGGCAGGCCGAUCCGCCUGGAGAUUGGAAAUGCGUCGGACUUCAUCCCCGCGUUUGAGUGGUUCAUGCAAGAGCAGGGCAUACUGAGAGAUGAUUGGAUACAGACACUGCCACUCUGGACCAGGAAGGCGGAAAGGCCACUGGCUAUGCAGAUCAGGGACAUGGCAUGAGAUUGGGAAAGCUGCAGGGCACAUUUGAGAGAGGCCUUUCGACGGCCAGAGCUCCCUCAGCCCAGAGUCGA
Chara braunii is the source of this 1296-nucleotide messenger RNA. NCBI's taxonomy places the organism in Eukaryota, Viridiplantae, Streptophyta, Charophyceae, Charales, Characeae. The record is from the annotation of a GenBank genome assembly.